Molecule: messenger RNA, 579 nt
Organism: Cryphonectria parasitica EP155
Lineage: Eukaryota; Fungi; Ascomycota; Sordariomycetes; Diaporthales; Cryphonectriaceae
Exons: 1
Source: RefSeq, a predicted model, not a curated record
UUUCUCGAUCUACCUCUAGAGAUUCGACAACAAAUCUACACCUACCUCCUUAUCUACCCCCCACCAGACCCUCACAGCCUUCUCCGUCAUCCCCAGAACACCUCCUCCUCCCUCCACCCAGCCAUCCUCUCCGUCAGCCGCCAGAUACACAUCGAAGCCCUCCCCUACCUAUACGCCCACAACGCCUUCGACUGCCACCCCUCCCUCCUGACCAUCUUCCCGCGCCUCUACGACCCAGGCCGCAGGACCUACCCCCGCGUCAGCGAGGGCACCUGUCCCGGCGUGCGGCUGAUUAGGCGGUGGUACCUGACCGCGCGCCUGGACUGCGGGCCCUUCUGGGACGCGGAGACGAUCGCGGGCGCCUUUAGCCGUGCCGAGGAGCUGACUGUCGAGGUCAGGCAGAACAUCUUCCUGGGGUGUGGGGGAGAUGUGCUCAGGUUGUUUGACGGGGUGAGGGGGGUGAGGCGGGUCAAGAUCUGGGGGAGCACUACGGGUCUGGAGGGGUAUGUGAGGUGGCUUGAGGCGGCCAUGAUGAGCCCGAUCGGGACAGAGAUAGUGCCCUUUAUAGAGGAGGAGGAG